Onthophagus taurus is the source of this 15146-nucleotide messenger RNA. It is a transcript of the gene mgl, whose product is annotated as low-density lipoprotein receptor-related protein megalin. The record is from RefSeq and is a predicted model, not a curated record. Gene Ontology annotation, molecular function: hormone binding; protein binding; calcium ion binding. NCBI's taxonomy places the organism in Eukaryota, Metazoa, Arthropoda, Insecta, Coleoptera, Scarabaeidae. Gene Ontology annotation, biological process: receptor-mediated endocytosis. Gene Ontology annotation, cellular component: apical plasma membrane; signaling receptor complex; plasma membrane.
ACCAUUCCUGGUGCGGUCCCGUUCUGUUCGUAGUGGUUCGUAGUUCCAGCAGAGACGCGCUCUGCCAGUGCGCGAGAACCUCUCGUACCGUCUACAUUCCGGGUCACUGUGCUACCAAUUUCCCUCACGUUCACGUUACGAUUUCGCAAAACACGCGCUAAAACUUAUACUAAAAUGUUUGAAUAAAAAAAAGAUACAAAAACUUUCCCCCGAGAAAAGAAAAGCUUUUUUUAAAGAGCUAAAAACAAUUUAAUACUUUUUAACUUGUGCGCAAAAACUAGUGUUUAAUUCUUAGUGUAUGUGUAAGUGGUGAAAAUCAACUUUUUGGAGAGGACGAAUUAAAAGCAACCACUAUGACGUGGAUUACGGGUGAGAGGACCCUGUUGAGCUUCUUCGGAGGCCUCCUCUUCACCUACUACUGGACGCUAGUGACGGUGUUUGCGGACGUUGGACCUUUAUCAGGAGAUCCCGUGGGAUCGGUAUGUCCACCGAACAGCUUCCGGUGUCCCGAGGGACGUUGCAUCUCGAACUCGCAGGUCUGUAAUUACCAGAAGGAGUGUGAUAAGGCUGAGGACGAGUUCCAAUCUUGCCCUCCACCUGAUUGUGAACCAAACCAGAUUAUGUGUCGACAGUACAUAUUUAAUAAACCUUAUUGUUUACCACCACACUAUAGAUGUGACGGAACAGUUGAUUGUAUUGAUGGAUCUGAUGAAACAGAAUGUAUUUAUCGUAAAUGUCAGCAAGACGACUUCCGUUGUGGUCCAGGAGGAACGGGAGCCCAUUCGGAACAGUGCAUUCCAAAGGAAAAGCAAUGCAAUGGAUAUCUCGAUUGCCGAUCCGGAAAAGACGAGCAGGGAUGUCCCGGAGUGGCUUGUCGUUUAGACCAAUUCCGUUGCGCCAACGGCCAGAAAUGUAUAGAUCUCUCCAAGAAGUGCGACCACACCGACGACUGUGCUGACAAAUCGGACGAACAAGGCUGCAAUUUCCCUCUGUGCCAUGCAUUGCAAUUCAGGUGCGCUAACGCUGUGUGCAUACCGAGGAACUUCCACUGCGACGGUUACAGCGACUGUACGGACGGAUCCGACGAAAAGAAUUGCACUAGCGUGCCGUGUCCGGAGAACAAAUUUGCGUGUCCAAAAGCGCGAGGAGAAGAUAAACCAAAAUGUCUCGAUAAAAGUAAAUUGUGUGACGGAAAUCGGGAUUGUGAAGAUGGUUCCGAUGAAGAAAGUGCUUGUUCAAAAGCAUCGUGUCCAUUAUUGGAUUGCGAAUUCACUUGUAGUGCAUCGCCAACUGGAGGUGUUUGUGAUUGCCCAAAAGGGCGAAAACUAGUAAAGAACAAGACUUGCGUUGACUUGAACGAGUGUCAGGAAUGGGGAUAUUGUGACCAGAGAUGUAUCAAUACCGAUGGAGGUUACAGCUGUUCUUGCGCUAGAGGUUACAAUUUGAACAAAAUCGGCAACAGGUGUAUGGCACAAAAUGCCAGCCAAAUGAUGUUGGUGUUCGUACACGAUGGCGGCGUCAACGUUAUGAACUCACAGGGUCAGGAUGUUAAGUUUCUUGCAAACGCGACUGGAGCGACUGGAUUGGAUUUUCAUUAUCAGAAGAAAUUGUUGUUUUGGUCGGAUACGAAAACUAGAAGGAUUCACGUACAACAAUUACCAACUAUAAAAUCAUCAGUACCAAGUCUUAUUCACGGCCAAUCAGAUUAUGACAUAGUAUCUCCAGGGACAUGGUUACCAGUGGCAAUAGCACUAGAUUGGAUAGGAAAUAAACUUUACGUAGCGGAUGCAAUAGGUCAAAAGAUAGACAUUUUUGAAUUGAACGGAAAAUCACAUGCAAUAGUAUUAGGUUCAAAUCUGACUAGUCCAUCCGAUAUAGGAUUAGACCCAUUAGAAGGUUACCUUUUCAUUGCGGAUUCAACCCAAAUUUUAAGAGCAGAUAUGGAUGGAACAAGUGUUAUAACGAUAGUUAUGGAAGCAGCUUAUAAAGCGUCUGGAAUAACGGUUGAUAUCAUCGCAAAAAGAGUGUUUUGGUGUGAUUCGUUGUUAGAUUAUAUAGAAACGGUUGAUUAUGAUGGUAAUGGAAGAUAUAUUGUAUUAAGAGGACAACCUGUUCCCAAGCCUUCAAGAUUAGCUUUAUUUGAAAAUCGAAUUUACUGGACUGAUAGUACUAAACAAGGAAUUAUUUCUGUGGAUAAAUUCGAGGGAAAUUCAAGUAUUCAAUUUUUAUAUCGUUCUUCAAACCUGCGUGAACCAAGAGCAAUAAAAACUAUUCAUGGUUUAAGUCAACCGUCAACUUACAAUCCUUGCGGUGAUAACAAUGGAGGGUGUGCUCAUAUGUGUAUUUUAGCAAGAAGUGAACGUGGAUUGGGAUACAGAUGUGCUUGCAAAAUAGGAUUUCGACUUAGCAGAAAUGCUAUGAAUUGCGAAGUUAUUAAUGAAUUCUUAAUGUAUUCGCAACAAAGAUUUAUCAAGGGAAAAGUAUUAAAUCCGGUUAUCGAAGGUUUUACUGAUGCUAUUCUUCCGGCAGUUUCACGUCGAGCUCGAUUCGUAGCUUUAGACUUCGACGCAAAAGACGAAUACAUUUAUUACUCCGAUGUACUCCAGGAUGUUAUUUAUAGGGUCCAUAGAAACGGUUCCGCGAGAGAAAUCGUUCUGCCAUCGCAAAACGAAGGCGUCGAAGGUCUAGCGAUCGAUUGGGUUGCGAAAAAUUUGUAUUAUAUCGAUAGUAGAAAAGGAACUCUUAACGUUUUAUCUACGAGAAAUGUGACUUACCGUCGAACAUUAUUACAUGACUUAAAAAGACCUAGAGCCAUAGUUGUUCACCCAAAUAGAGGAUAUAUUUUUUAUUCGGAAUGGGAUCGGCCCGCAAAUAUUUCAAGAGCUUACAGUGAUGGUUCGAGAAUAGUUACAUUUAAAAAUUUUACAUUGGGUUGGCCAAACGGUUUAGCAAUUGAUUAUCUCACGGAUCGAUUGUAUUGGUGCGAUGCCCUUUUAGAUCAUGUACAACACUCAAAUUUAGAUGGAGGAGAUGUUAAAACAAUAAGCUCACGACUUCUAAAACACCCAUUCAGUAUAGUUAUCCAUAAAGAUUUUAUGUAUAUUACAGAUUGGAGAUUAGAUGCAAUAAUGAAACUUUAUAAAUUGGGUGGAGGAAAUGAAGAAAUUCUUAUAAAAGAACCUCAAACGAAUCGAUUAUACGGGGUAAAAAUUUACAGCGAAGACGAACAACGAAUAGAUCCAUCUCAUCCUUGUCAUAGCAAUAAUGGCGGUUGCCAAAAGUUAUGUUUUGCAAUACCAAAGAAUAACUCACAUGAACUAACUGUGAGAUGUGGAUGUCCUUAUGGAGAAACACUCUUAAACGAUGGCAAUUCUUGUUCACCUGAUCCUAAAGCAGAACCGCCAAUCAAUCCUUGCCCCAACUCUUGGGAUUUCACGUGUAAUAAUCAACGAUGUAUUUCAGCUGCUUGGGUUUGCGAUGGUGAUAAUGAUUGUUUAGAUAAUAGUGACGAAGAACAAAAUUGUACCAUACCCACGUGUAGUUUAACAGAAUUCCAAUGUAAAAGCCAUCGUUGCAUUCCAAAAUCUUUUAAAUGCGACGGUGAAAAUGACUGUGGUGAUCACAGCGAUGAAGUCGAUUGUCCAAAUGUAUCCUGUAGUGAUUCCCAAUUUACCUGCGAUAAUGGGCGUUGUAUCCCGAAUACUUGGAAAUGUGAUUCUGAAAAUGAUUGCGGUGAUGGUUCGGAUGAAGGAAAUAUGUGUGCGGAAAAAACUUGCGCAUAUUACCAAUACACAUGUCCAAGGACUGGGCACUGUAUCCCACAGAGUUGGGUUUGCGAUGGUGACGAUGAUUGUUUCGAUAAAAACGACGAAAAAGAUUGCCCUCCAGUGACCUGUUUACCAAAUCAAUUUAAAUGUGCAGAUUUGAGACAAUGUAUACAAGAAAGUUAUAAAUGUGACGGAAUUCCUGAUUGUAAUGAUGGAAGCGACGAAAAAGGAUGCCCUCAACUCGAACCAAAUCAAUGCAACACUGAAAAACACUUCCAAUGUCAAUCGUCAGGAAUUUGUAUACCUCGAGCUUGGUAUUGUGAUGGAACUCCAGAUUGCGAUGAUAGAUCCGAUGAACCAUCAACUUGUGGAGAUAUAAGCUGCCCAGCCAAUUUCUACAAGUGUAGCAACUCACAAUGUAUUUUUAAAGCUUAUAUUUGUGAUGGUAAAUACGACUGUGUUGAUGGAUCCGAUGAAGGACAUAUUCAUGCUUGCGGUCGACCACCAUUUAAGUGUCCGCCGGGUCUAUGGCAAUGUCCUGGCGUAACAGAAAGAUGUGUUAACAUUACCAAUGUUUGCGAUGGUAAACUAGACUGUCCUAACGGAUCCGAUGAAGGAGAAGAUUGCGAAUUAGACGAGUGUGAACAUAACCAAGGAUUAUGUAGUAAUUCUUGUAAACAAACACCAAUAGGACCUAUAUGUCUUUGUCCACCUGGUGAAGUCUUGCAGGAAAAUAUGAACGUAUGCGAAGAUUUUAAUGAAUGUGAUCCACCAGGGACAUGUUCACAAAUGUGUACGAAUACAAAAGGUUCUUAUUUCUGUUCGUGUGCUCCUGGAUAUACGUUGGAUGUGAAUAAACACAGUUGCAAAGCGUUUAAUCACAGCUCAGCGUUUUUAAUAGUUUCCAACAGACAUUCGAUUCUUAUUGCUGACCUCCAUGACCACAGCAUAGAAAGAGUACCGAUAAAUGUAGAAAAUGUAGUUGCAACAACGUCUAAUAUGCAUACUGGAAGGAUAUUUUGGUCUGAUAUGAAAUUGAAGAAGAUAUCAAUGUUGGAUCGGGGAAGUGAACCGGUUGAUAUAAUAUCAACUGGUUUAGAUUUAGUUGAAGGGUUAGCGUAUGAUUGGAUAGGGAAGAAUAUUUAUUGGUUGGAUUCAAAAUUAAACACCAUAGAAGUAGCACAAGAAAGCGGAAUGCACAGACUUGUUCUUGUAAAAGAUAAUAUUACGCAACCUAGAGGAAUGUGCUUGGAUCCUAGUCCAAAUGCGAGAUGGUUAUUCUGGACCGAUUGGGGCGAGAAUCCGAGAAUUGAAAGAAUUGGAAUGGAUGGAACUAACAGAUCAUCGAUUAUAAGUACAAAAAUAUAUUGGCCUAAUGGUUUAACUUUGGAUACUGCAACGCAACGAGUAUAUUUCGCCGAUUCUAAAUUAGAUUAUAUCGAUUUUUGUUAUUACAAUGGUUCUGGACGUCAGCAAGUUUUAGCAGGCAGUCAUUAUUUACUUCACCCUCAUUCGUUAACACUAUUUGAAGAAACGCUAUAUUGGACUGACCGUCAAUUGAAUCGAGUGUUAUCCGCUCAUAAAUUUAAAGGAAACAACCAAACUGUCGUCUCUCACCUUAUUUCUCAACCUUUAAGUAUCCACGUGAAUCAUCCGUCUUUACAACCUAUAUCCGAGAAUCCAUGCCAAAAUAAACCGUGCCAAUAUAUUUGUUUGUUAUCUCCAAGUUCUCCAGAAGGAUACACUUGUAAAUGUAGACCAGGUAAAAGACUUGAUCCCAACGGAAACUGUAUUGAGGAAGAAAUAUCUUACAUUAUAUUAAUGAGAGGGACUCAAAUUAUUGAUAUUUCAACAAAACCAGGUGAUAAAACGACAGGGUUCUUAACACCCAUUGUGGGGGUUGAUCAUGGAGUUCAAGUCGAUUAUGAUAGAACACAAGAAAAAGUAAUUUGGGUUGAAAAUAGAGAUGAUAACGAAGAUAAUUGUACUGUAUGGACAAUGCCAUUUUCCGGUGGUAAUAAAACCCGUCUUUUUGGUUUGGAUAACGGUAUAGCAGGAGCCCCUUCAUCUAUAGCUUUUGAUUGGUUAGGGAGAAAUAUUUUUAUUGGUAACAGAAUCGCGAGUAACUUAGAAGUUAUAAAAAUUGAUGGAAAAGUGAAAUAUCGAACGAUUAUUCUUGCUAAUGAUGGAAAUGAAACUUCAGUUGCUAAACCAAGGUCGAUAUGCGUCGAUCCAACCGAAGGUAAAGUUUAUUGGACAGAUGAAGGUGGUUAUGGUGUUCCAGAAAAAGUUGGAAAAGUUAACAUGGACGGUUCAAACCCAAUAGUUUUAUCGAAGGACGACGAAGAACCUGACGCAAUAACUAUAGAUAUUGAAAGAAAAAUGAUUUAUUAUAGUACAAAGCACCAUGCUGCUAUAAUAACAAUAACUACCACAGGAGAUGGUAAAAGAACAAUUAUAUCGGAAGGCGAUAAUACCGGACGAAUUAAAGCUUUAGGAAUUUUAGACCACACCUUAUUCUACUUAGACCCUCUUUACGAAAAACUUGUCCGAUUAGAAUUAAACGACCUCAAUAAUUCAAAACCACUCAUUGAAAACGAUCCCGACUUGAAAACAUUCACCAUCUUCAAAAAGCGACAACAAGUACAACACCCCUGUUUACAAAGCAACGGAAACUGCGAUCAAAUCUGUUUACCAGGAGAAGGAAGAAGUCAUUCUUGCGUUUGUGGCGUUGGAUAUAAAAAAGGUGGUGAUUUCGGUUGCGUACCAUUCCAAACAUACGCCGUUGUUUCUCAAUUGGAUGUAACAAGAGGAUAUAGUUUGAAAGAUAGUUCGGAAGCUAUGGUUCCUAUUUCUGGACUGGGUCACCAUAUCUUACACGUGGACGUUCAUUACAGCGAAAAUUGGAUUUAUUGGGUUGAAUUUAACCGUGGUACAUGGAAUGGAAUAUUUAGAAUUCGACCAAAUGGAUCUGAACUUCAACCAAUCGUACGAGAAGGUAUUGGAAGUAACGGAAUUCGUGGUUUAGCAAUCGAUUGGGUAGCAGGAAAUCUUUAUUUCACAAACGUAUUCCCCCACGAAAAUUACUUAGAAGUAUGUUGGUUAGAUGGUAGAUACCGAAAAGUACUCUUUAAAACAACAACAGACGCUCCAAGGGAAUUAGCUGUAAACCCCCUUAAACGUCUUUUAUACUGGAUUGACUAUGGACAAUAUCCAAGAAUUGGAAAAGCAAAUCUAGAUGGGACAGAAAGUAUGCCAAUUGUAACAACUGGAAUUAGUAAUCCUAAAGAUUUAACCAUCGAUAUGGCCACGCAUGACGUUUACUGGGUUGAUGCGAAAUUAGAUACAAUUCAAAAAGUGUCUUUCUUAGGUGGAACAAGACAAAUCAUCAUGAGGAACCUGCCAAAUCCAAUGGGAAUUGCUAUCCAUAUGAACGAUGUUUAUUGGGUUGAUAGAAAUUUACGUACAGUUUUUAAAGCUUCAAAAUUGCCGGAUAAUAAUAAUACACGACCAGUAAAAGUUAGAACUAAUCUAGAAAAACUACGGGAUAUUGCAAUUAUGGACGUUAGCGUUCAACCAAAAGACGAAACAAAUCCAUGCUUUAAUCAAGUAAAUGGAGGUUGUGAACAAUUAUGUUUUGCAUACCCAUUAGAAAGUGAGAUACAUUAUAAAUGUGAUUGUGCAACAGGAACAUUAGCAAGAGACGAAAGGACUUGCGACGUUCUUAGCGAAUAUUUGGUAUUUACCACAAGAACUGAAGUUAGAAGUUUGAGUAUCGAUCCGAAAGCAACCAGCCUACCAUUUACACCAAUUGCUAAUUUAACAAACGUGGUCGGCAUUGAUUUUGAUCACGCGGACAAUAAGUUGAUAUUCACACAAAUUCGUCCUUGGUCUAAAAUUGCCUGGAUGCCAUCAAAUAAUCCAUCCAUAAGCAAUAUUAAAGUGAUUCUUGGGAAAGGUGUUAAUCCCGAAGGAAUUGCCUAUGAUUGGACACAAAAGAAAAUUUAUUGGACAGAUUCUUCAAAUCACAGCAUCUAUGCAAUGAACAUGGAUGGAACUGAUUUGGUAAUGAUUUCAAGAGUAGAAAGACCUAGAGCGAUUGUUAUCGAUCCAUGUAAUGGAACGUUAUUCUAUACAGAUUGGGGUAAAUUUGGAACUCACGGUAAAAUUAUUCGAACAACAAUGGCCGGUUCUCUUAAAAAAGUAAUCAUCGAUAAGAACUUGGCACAACCUUCAGGUUUAGCUAUUGAUUACGAGGACCAAAUGUUAUAUUGGACAGAUGCUGUGCGAGAAAAAAUCGAACGAUCAGAUCUCGACGGAAAAAAUCGCGAAAUCUUGAUAAGCGCUACAAUUUAUCCAUUUUCCAUAACAAUAUUAGGACGUUAUAUGUAUUGGACUGAUUUACAACUUCGAGGUGUUUACAGAGCUGAAAAACAUACUGGUGCCAAUAUGAUCGAAAUGGUUAAGAGAUUAGAUGAUAGCCCAAGGGACAUUCAAGUUUAUUCCGAAAAAAGACAAGAAUGUAAAGUUAAUCCUUGCAAUAUUAAUAAUGGUGGAUGUGCUCAAAGUUGUCACCCAGGCCUAAAUGGCGCAGCUGAAUGUAGAUGUGAUGACAACACCAAGUUGGUAAAUGAAGGACGGAUGUGUGUCCCUAAAAACUUAACAUGCGACGCAAGUAAAUUUUAUUGCAAAAAUGGAAAAUGUAUUUCAAGAAUGUGGGCUUGUGAUGGUGAAGAUGAUUGUGGAGAUAAAAGUGAUGAAGAUCCUAAUUACUGCGCUUUCCAUUCAUGUUCUUCAAAAGAAUUUAGAUGCAAUAACGGUCGAUGUGUAUUUAACUCAUGGAAAUGUGAUCAUGAAAACGAUUGCAAAGAUGGUUCUGAUGAAUUAGAUUGUACAUAUAGACCAUGUGCUGAUGGAGAAUUUACCUGUGCUAACUUCAGAUGUAUUCCAAUGGCACAAGUAUGCAAUGGUGUCAACGAUUGUAAAGAUAAUAUAACAUCAGAUGAAACCCACGAAAAAUGUCCGACGAACACAACAUGUCCAGUAGAUCAUCUUAAGUGCGAAACCACUAAUAUCUGCGUCGAAGCCUAUUGGUUAUGCGAUGGUGAUAAUGAUUGCGGAGAUAAUUCCGAUGAAAAUCCAUUACAUUGCGCCCAAAGAACGUGUCCUACAAACAGCUUCAGAUGUCCAAAUCAUAGGUGUAUUCCAGCAACUUGGUACUGUGAUGGCGAUGAUGAUUGUGGUGAUGGAGCAGAUGAACCACCAGAAUAUUGCAAAAGUGAAGGAAGAACAUGCUUUGGUGAUCUCUUCACUUGCGAUAAUGGAAAUUGUAUACCAAGAAUUUAUAUUUGUGACGGUGAUAAUGAUUGCUUGGAUAGCAGUGAUGAAGACAAAAGACACCAAUGCAAUGAAAGAAAAUGCGAUGACGUCUUGGAAUUUACUUGCGAUGCGAACAAAGAAUGGGGACGAGCUCAGUGUAUUCCAAAGAAAUGGGUUUGCGAUGGUGAUCCCGACUGUGUUGAUGGAGCUGAUGAAAAUACAACCUCACAUCAUUGUGGAACUCCGCCACCAUGCGGCGAUGACCAAUUCCAAUGUGCAAAUGGUAGAUGCGUGAACGAGGGAUGGGUGUGCGAUCACGAUAAUGACUGCGGAGAUGGAUCUGACGAAGGAAAAGAUUGCAACGAUAAAUACAAAACUUGUUCAACAAAUGAGUUUGCGUGUCAAAACUUUAAAUGUAUUAGAAUAAUGUAUAGAUGUGAUGGAGAAGAUGAUUGUGGUGACAGAUCUGAUGAAGUUGACUGCAAAAAAGAUAACUCAACAUGUACCAAAUCCGAUCAAUUCCGUUGUAACGAUGGUCAAUGCAUAGACUCUCAACUAGUUUGUAACAAAGUAGCUGAUUGCAAGGAUGAAUCUGACGAACCGCUUCAUUGCAACGUAGACGAAUGCGCAAAAACAGAAAUGAAUCAAUGUAAUCAUAAGUGUGUUAAUACGCUUACGGGAUAUUACUGUGAAUGUAAUCAAGGAUAUAAGUUACUUGAUGAUGGUAAAGCUUGCGCUGAUAUGAAUGAGUGUUUAGAAACGCCGGGAGUGUGUUCUCAGUAUUGUUCGAAUACGCCAGGAAGUUAUUAUUGUAAAUGUAACGACCAGUAUUAUGAAAGGCAGGAAGAUAAACAUACAUGUAAAAGAAAGGAUAAUAUUAAACCUUGGUUGAUAUUUACAAAUAAGUAUUAUAUCCGUAAUAUUUCGAUUGAUGCAACAACUUACAAUUUGGUUCAUCAGGAUUUAAUGAAUGUGGUUGCAAUUGAUUACGAUUACAGAUCAAAUAAAUUAUAUUUCAGCGAUGUUACCGCAAAAACAAUAUUUAGAACUGAUAUUAAUGGAAACGGAGAAAAGGAACCAAUUAUACGACAUGAUUCUCAUGGUUUGGAAGGUUUAGCGGUAGAUUGGAUUGGAAGAAAAUUGUAUUGGUUGGAUCGUCACUCUAAAAACCUUGAUGUAGCCGAACUGAACGGAACAAAUCGUAGAACACUUCAAACUGGAAUUGCUGAUCCUAGGGCUUUAAUUGUUCACCCUGGCACUGGUUACAUGUACUAUACAUCUUGGCAUUUACAAGCGUACAUUGGUAAAAUUGGAAUGGAUGGAAGCAAUUUUACUAGAAUAUUAACUUGGGAAAACGAUAUUUCUUGGCCUAACGCACUUACAAUUGAUUAUUUCACCGAUCGUUUAUAUUGGGCGGAUGCUCAUCUUGAUUAUAUAGCUUCUACAGAUCUUGAAGGUAAAAAUAGACACAUCGUUCUCUCAGGCACAUCUGUUCCUCAUGUAUUUGCAUUAAAUCUCUUCGACGAUUACAUUUAUUGGACCGAUUGGAACUUAAAAUGUAUCAAUCGAGCAAACAAAAACACCGGAAAAGACUUAACACUUUUAAGAAACACCACCCAUAGGCCUUACGACAUUCAUAUUUAUCAUCCAUUGAGGCAACUAAAUUAUACAAAUCCAUGCGGAAAUAAUAACGGAGGGUGCUCUCAUUUAUGCUUGAUUGCACCACCACACGAAUCUAGUUAUUUGAAUAUCGAAGGUUAUGGAGAAGAAGGCCAAACAACGUAUAAAUGCGCUUGUCCCAAUCAAUUUUAUCUUGAAAGUGAUGGAAAAACUUGUAUCGCUAAUUGUACCGCUGGACAACAUUCUUGUGGUGGAAAUGAUGCCAAAUGUAUUCCAUGGUUUUGGAAAUGCGAUGGAGAAAAAGAUUGUAGAGAUGGAUCUGAUGAACCAACAUCGUGUCCACCAAGAACAUGCAGAGCAGGAAUGUUCCAAUGUAAAAAUAAUCACUGCACUGCAUCUUCGACAAUUUGCGAUGGUACAGAUAAUUGUGGAGACGGUUCCGACGAACAAAACUGUGGCUAUCCAUGCCCUCAAAUCGAAUUUAAAUGUAGAUCGAGCGGACGCUGUAUUUUGGAAAGUUGGAAAUGCGAUGGGGAUCCAGAUUGUAAAGAUGGCUCUGAUGAAGAUCCAGUACUUUGCGCCAACCGUACGUGUGACAUAGAUACGGAAUUCCGUUGUAAAAAUGGUAAAUGCAUUCCGAAAUUGUGGACGUGUGAUUUCGAUAACGAUUGUGGUGAUGAUUCCGACGAACCAGCUUAUUUGUGUAGACAAAAGAAUUGUACGGUUGGUUGGCAAAGAUGUCCGGGAAGAACGAAUUAUAGAUGUAUUCCAAAAUGGUUAUUCUGUGAUGGAAAAGAUGAUUGUCGCGAUGGUUCUGAUGAAUUACCCGAAAAUUGUCCAAAGUGUAAUUCUGAAACUGACUUUAAAUGCCAAAAUAAUAGAUGCAUUCCAAAACAAUGGCAGUGUGACUUUACCGAUGAUUGCGGAGAUGGCUCAGAUGAAAGUGAUAAAAUCUGUAACGGGCAUUAUCGAGAAUGUUCCGAAUCUGAAUUCAAGUGUAAAAAUGGAAAAUGUAUCUCAACUAGAUGGCGAUGCGAUCACGAAAACGACUGUGGUGAUAACUCAGAUGAAACGGCUUGCUCCGGAUAUCAAUGUAAAAAUGGAACGUUCCAAUGCGCUUCUGGACAUUGCAUCGCAUCUUAUUUCCGUUGCGAUGGUGAUAGAGACUGCCGCGAUAUGUCCGAUGAACUGAAUUGUCCACCGAAGUUCCCCAAUGGAAGAUAUUGCCCAGAAACAAAAUAUCAAUGCAACAACCAUCUUUGUAUUAGCAUGGCAGAUUUGUGCGAUGGAACAGAUGAUUGUUCCGAUGGUUCAGAUGAAUCCUCUUCCAUUUGCAGCAACUUCAAAUGCGAUAACUUACACAGAUUCCAGUGUAACAAUCAUAAAUGCAUCUCAAGGUACCAACUAUGCGACGGAAUUGAUAACUGCGGAGAUGGUUCCGAUGAAAACAACAUGACCAUAUGUUCAACAAAACAAAAACCAUGCGAUCCAAUUAGCGAAUUUAUGUGUGCGAAUAAGAAAUGUAUUGAAAGAUCUCAAGUAUGCGAUUUAUCUGAUGAUUGUGGUGAUCGUUCAGAUGAAUUAGGAUGUCAUCAUACAAGUUCUUGUACAGAUGAAACGCGCGGUCAAUGUCAACACAUAUGCAUGAACUUAACGGAGAUUGGUUAUAUUUGUAGUUGCCAAGUUGGGUUUAUUAUCUCGAAACAAAAUACGAAACAUUGUGAAGAUAUAGAUGAGUGCGCCAUGAAUACGCAUCAUUGUUCACAAAAUUGCAUCAAUCUAAAUGGAACUUAUGAAUGUUCUUGUCAGCCCGGUUUUAGAUUGAUAGACGGUCAAUCAGGAGUUUGUAAAGCUUUAGUUGAUCCACCCAUUGUUUUACUUGCAAAUGGUCCUGAAAUUAGAUCCUACGAUUUACAAAACCGCGAUGAAAAUAACGUUAUUAAUCAAGAAAAACGGAUUGAAGCAAUUGAUUAUAAUCCAAACACUCAAAUGAUCUUCUGGGCUGAUAGUUAUGACAAAACAAUAAAAAGAUCUUAUAUGAUUAACGCACUUGAUGGUAGGGUAAAAAUGGGAUAUGCCCAAGAUUUGGAUAUGAAAGGAACGUCGAAACCAACAUCUUUAUCGAUCGAUUGGAUUGGUGACAAUUUAUAUUGGACGGAAACCGAUCGUCAAAGUUCUAAAGCUAAAGGAAGGGUUAUGGUUGCUAAAACCGACGGAAGAUAUCGACGAUCGAUAGUUAGCGUUGGCGUAGAAGAUCCAACUUCUAUCGCUGUUGAUCCACAACAUGGAAAAAUGUUCUGGACGGAUGCAGGAGUUGCUCCUAAAAUAGAAGUUGCUUGGAUGGAUGGAUCAAAACGAAGGCCGCUCGUAACGCAAAACAUAAGACAUCCUACAGGGUUGACAAUUGAUUUUGGUAUGGGUCAUAAUCUUUAUUGGGCAGAUACGAAAUUAAACACAAUUGAAUCUAUGUCGCAAGAUGGAUCUAAUCGGAAAUCUGUUUUACGUGGAGAAUUUUUGAAACAUCCUAUUUCAUUAGAUGUAUUUGAAUCAUCUUUGUAUUGGGUUACUAAGGAUACUGGAGAAUUAAUUCAACAAGAUAAAUUUGGAAGGGGUAUUGCUGUUUCUGUUCUUUCUGAUUUGAUGAAUCCUUCUGGAGUCAAAAUACACCAUAAUUUAAAAUAUAACACAACAAUUAACAAUCCAUGUAUGAAAAGGCAAUGCUCCCAUUUAUGUCUGUUGAUACCGGAUGGUCAUAGAUGCGCAUGUCCGGAUUCCGCAACUAUUGCCAGAAAGACGGAUAUCGUUUGUGGGACUGCUUUACCUGAAAAGCCACUUCCAAGAGUCUGUAUGUGUCAAAAUGGUGGUAUUUGUAAAGAAUCUGAUACGGAAGUAGAUAAAUUGGAAUGUGUAUGUUUGCCAAACUUUAUUGGAGAAGUCUGCGAUGUCCAUACUGCGUUGAGUACUUCAUCAACCGCCUCUAAUGUAACUGCCGUUAUUGUCCCGAUUAUUGUUAUUUUGUUACUUAUUGGUUUGGCGGCUGGUGCUUGGUUUGUAAUUAGGAAGAGACCAUUUGGAAAAGGAUCAACAUUAGGUAGUUUGGCUAGUAGUCAAAGCGUUUCGUUUAGGCAAGGCACGAAUGUUGAAUUUGGACCUACGACAUUUAAUGAAAACGGAUCCGGAAAUGUAGAACCCUUGGAUGUUGCUUAUAGCUUAGAUCCCGUCAGCAAUAAAAAUAGAGAUUUCCACAAUCCAAUGUAUGAUGCAGUUCAAAAUAAUCCUGACGCAAUGGGAAAUGGAAGUUCAGCUUUAUAUGAAGUUCCGGUGGAUGUAACGAAAUCAAAAAGCGACACAUUUAUGGAACCACCAAGCGCUAUAUUAGCGCCAUCUAGCGUAACACACAGAUCGUCGCCUCAAGUGAAUAUUAGGCACAAAGAGUUGGAACCGGCAAUCGACACCGGCAAAGAUACGCAAAAGCUGGUAGAAGAAGACUGCUGAUACAAACACAAAGAAUCUAUAUACCGAAUUUACUGGUUAGUGCUAGAUUACAUGAAGUGAUUUGAAAUUUUUAAUUUCUAAGAAGAAACAAGGAACAAAGUCCAAAUCAAUAAAAAAAAAUAGCGAACAAUUCUUUUAUAUAGAAACCAUACUUACUUUAAUUUUUGUAUUUUAAAGAUAGUACAUGUUGUGCGAAUUUCUACAUAUUUAAAAUGAAAUUAAUUUGAGAAGAUAUAUAGUAUAUGAUUUCAGAGAGUUAAUGCGCUGUUUAGAAAUCCGAAUGACUGUGUAUAUAAUAUAUAUAUUUUAUUAUUGUUAUUAAGUUGUGAUGCAGGUUUUAUUUUCCUUGUUAUGUACAUUUUACACGUUUAGUUGUACUACUACGAAUUUUUUAAGACGUUGAAACGUUUGAGAGAUUUUUCCGUAAUUCUAUAAGAACAAAAAACAUACUAUUAGAUUAAAAGAGAAUAUUUUUAUAUGAAGGUGUUGGUAAGAGAGUUUUUAAAAAACUUAAAUCAGCAUAAUCGCCAAAUUCCAAGAUACAUUCUAUAUUCUGAAAUCAUUUUGAAUCCAUUAUUUUUGUGUUACACUAAAAGUGCCAUCGUCCAAAAUUUUAAAUAAAUAGAAUUGAUUAUGCUGAUUUAUUUUAAUUGUUGUUAACUCAUUUGUUUUGUCAUCGUUGGACUAUCUUCCAUACUGUAAGAUUCUGUAUAUAUCGUAAAUAAAGUGUAAAUUAAUUAAUAUUUAACAACAGUCCGUAAAGUGAUUUUUGUAACAGAGACAGACUGCAUUUGCGAACAUUCCAAUAUUUAUAGACAGUAUUUUUUUAUUUGUACCAAUAACCUCUUUUAGAAAUCGAUCAUUUAAACAAUUUUUAGAUAAAGUACACUUUAUAUGACUUGUAUGUGAAAAUGUGAAUUAUACAAAUAAAAAAAUACCAAACAA